Molecule: messenger RNA, 390 nt
Organism: Adineta steineri
Lineage: Eukaryota; Metazoa; Rotifera; Eurotatoria; Adinetida; Adinetidae
Source: the annotation of a GenBank genome assembly
AUGUCAAAUACUUCAGAUGUAAAAAAUGAAAUACCUGGUCAAUGGCUGAUUAAACCAUGUGAAGAAUACAAUGAUGAAUUAAGCUAUUGUCGAAGUUGGCGAGGUCGAUUACAUCAAAGAUAUAUGUUAGGUGAACGGAAAGAUUGUGCACCAAUUGCUGAAGCAUUACAUAAUUGCAUGUUUUGGUUACAACGAAAAGAUGUUCAAGAAUUAAAAAACUUGAUAUCUUAUGAAGAAGAUCGUCUUAUUCGACGGAAAUUAUCUGCAGAAAAUAAUGAUGUAUGGCAACCUAGAACCGAACCACCAAGUGAUUGGAAUGCACCACUACCAGAAUGGGCACGUAAACGGGCAGAAUCGAUUGGACAAUACAAACAAAAACAGACAAACUAA